This is a messenger RNA of Didymodactylos carnosus, 1010 nucleotides long. NCBI's taxonomy places the organism in Eukaryota, Metazoa, Rotifera, Eurotatoria, Philodinida, Philodinidae. The record is from the annotation of a GenBank genome assembly.
CGUUCUUCUCAUGUUAAUCUAUCAUUUACUGAAAAAUGUAUUUAUAAGGUGAAAUAUGACACAUCUUAUUUAGACAUACAUUAGUUACGGUUAUCAAUCGAUAACUAGAAUCGUAAAUAAUUGGUCGAAAGGUUAACUACUAACUCAUCAUUUAAUGAGUCUAAGAGGAGAGUACAAAGAGGAAUUUUUGUCAUUUUUAGCUAAAAGAUUGCGUUUUUCACCUGAUAAAUUUCAUUUAGAUAUAAAUCAAUGAAAUUCAUUUCAUUUCGAGUCAAAAGCAGCAAAAUGAGCAUGUCACAGUGGUUAACACAUUUGAUCGACUAGUUAUUGUUACGAUUAUCGUUGUGUGUCUAAUAUCAAUUACUAUUUUCUUUACCUAUUUGUUUAAUUUUAGACCUAUCGUUUUCGAUGAUGAUAAAAAUUCAUUAUCGGUAUCCUAUUUCUAUCAUUUGUUUCAAACAUGUGCUUAUACAAUCAUGGCUGUAUUGAUUAUGAGAUUAAAAUUAUUUUUAACACCUCAAUUAUGUUUAUUAACAAGUUUAGUGAUGAAUAAACAUUUUUGGCCAAGUGAAUAUAGUAAUUAUCCUCAAGAACAAAUGAUGUUAUGGAUAAAUGAUAAUACUCAUAAUGAGAGUAUUUUUUCUGGUAUAAUGCCAACAAUGGCUAAUCUCAAAUUAUCUACUCGACGUCCAAUUGUUUUACAUCCACAUUAUGAACAUGCAAAAAUACGACGACGAGUAAAAUUAAUGUAUUCAAUGUUUAGUCGUAAACCAUUGAAAAGAAUUUAUCAAAUAUUAAAAAAUUAUAAUGUUACCUAUUAUGUUUAUGAACGACAUUGGUGUACAAUUGAAAAUAGACCAUUAGGAUGUUCAUUUCCAGAAAUGUACGAUUUAGAUGAUAUUGAAAAUAGACGAAAUGAAUUGACAUGUAAACAAUUGGAACGACAAUCGAUGCCAUAUUUUAAACCUGUUUUCAACUAUGAUUAUAUUACCAUUUAUCAAGUUAUGUAG